This is a messenger RNA of Melospiza georgiana, 1059 nucleotides long. RefSeq names its product 2-acylglycerol O-acyltransferase 2-B-like. The record is from RefSeq and is a predicted model, not a curated record. Gene Ontology annotation, biological process: triglyceride biosynthetic process; diacylglycerol biosynthetic process. Gene Ontology annotation, molecular function: diacylglycerol O-acyltransferase activity. Gene Ontology annotation, cellular component: endoplasmic reticulum membrane. Lineage: Eukaryota; Metazoa; Chordata; Aves; Passeriformes; Passerellidae.
AUGGCCCUGCCGGAGUUCGCCCCCCUGCGCCUCCCCCUGCGGCGCCGCCUGCAGACCCUGGCCGUGCUGCAGUGGGUCUGCUCCUUCCUGCUGCUCGGCCAGCUGUGCACGCUGCUGUUCGUGCUGGCGCUCCGCGGCCCGCUCUGGCUGCCCGCGCUGCUCUACGGGCUGUGGCUGCUGGCGGACCGCGACACGCCGCGCCGCGGGGGCGCCCGAGCCUGGGUGCGCGCCUGGCCCGUCUGGAACCACUUCCGGGACUACUUCCCCAUCUCGCUGAUCCGCACGGUGCCGCUGGACCCCGGGCGCAAUUACGUGUUCGGGUUCCACCCUCACGGGGUUUUGGCCGCCGGAGCCUUCGGGAAUUUCUGCACCGAGGCCACCGGGUUCGGGCGCCUCUUCCCGGGGCUGCAGCCGCGGCUGCUGACGCUGCCCUGCUGGUUCCGCCUGCCGUUCUUCCGGGAUUACGCCAUGGCCGGCGGCCUGGUUUCGUCGGAGGCCUCGAGCCUGGAGCACCUCCUGGCGGGCCCCGGCGGCCUCGUGGCCGUGAUCGCCCUGGGCGGGCCCCCGGAGGCGCUCGAGGCCCGGCCGGGGGCGCUGCGGCUGCAGCUGCUGCGCAGGACGGGCUUCGUCAGGAUCGCACUCAAAUACGGCACGCCGCUGGUGCCCGUGUUCAGCUUUGGGGAGAACGAGCUGUUCCGGCAGGUGCCCAACCCGCCGGGCUCGCGGCUGCGGCGGCUGCAGGGGCGGCUGCAGCGGCUCCUGGGGGUGGCGCUGCCGCUCUUCCACGCCCGCGGCGUCUUCCAGUACAGCUGGGGGCUGCUGCCCUUCCGCCGGCCCAUCCACACCGUGGUGGGGGCGCCGCUGGAGCUGCCGCGGGUGCCGAACCCCUCUGAGGAUCAGGUUCAGCUCUGGCACCGCCGCUACCGCGAGCGGCUGCGGGAGCUCUUCGAGGAGCACAAGGGCAAAUUCGGGGUCCCCCCCGAGCGCCGCCUCAGCUUCGUCUGAACCCCAAAAAGUAAACACAAAAACCCCAAAAAACCCGCAAAAAAUCCCCCAAAA